Molecule: messenger RNA, 2481 nt
Organism: Pestalotiopsis fici W106-1
Lineage: Eukaryota; Fungi; Ascomycota; Sordariomycetes; Amphisphaeriales; Sporocadaceae
Exons: 6
Coding region: 1-2481 (826 amino acids)
Source: RefSeq, a predicted model, not a curated record
AUGGGAUUCAACGAUCCUCAAGCCAAGCGUAAUGCUCUACGUGACUGCAUUGCUUUCGGGGACCAAGAGAACCAACUUGCUCUUCUUCAGCUGCUAGCCAACGGUUGUACAGCGGUACUAUCAAAGACAGAUACCGAAAUCUUUGAAUCUGAAUUUGCACCAAGAAAGAUAAGGCAGAAACCACCUGAAGAUGUUCGGUCGGCCGCAGGCUCGCUCUUCCAGGUGCUCGAGGCCACACGCCGGUGUACUUGUGAGCCUAUACACAAGUACAUCGUGCAACUAUCAUUGGGAACACACAGGGAACCAGUGACUAGCUGCGACUUUGACCUUUACUUUGGACUGGAACAAACUUGGCAAGAAGCUCGAGUACAAACUGGUGCGCCAAUGCAUUCAGCGGUCCCUCGGCAUCAGACAACAGGAGAGAAUAGUGGCAGAUCCAUAAGGCGCCGAGACCAGAGACGCCGCGUCCAUCAAUUAUGCAAAGACAUCCUCAAUACAAAAAGACGAUUCCCGGACUAUCGACUGAAGUUUUGUCUGGAGGAAGACUGUCUCUGGAAACUGCAAUCAGAAGAGAGUGAUUUAGUGAACGACAAAUCAAAGGCUCCAGUGUCUCUCACACAGUUACUGACCGACGGCGUAACCUUGCUCAACGAGAGAAUCAAACGUAUUUUGAGCGUUAUGCUCGGUUACGCUGUCCUUCAUCUUCACAAAACAUCAUGGCUUUCACCAACGUGGGGCUCAGAUAACGUCAUGUUUUUCAGAUCAGUUGAUGGCCUUCCCAUGCGCCCCUAUAUCAGAACACCACUGGGUGACGAUGAGGCUACAGGUCAGUCCUCAUCAGAAAGGGCGAAUGAUGGAGAUGAAGAGGAAUUCGACCCAGACGACCUCUUAUUGCCUCCAUAUCCUUACCUGAUUGGACUUGCUAUAGUCCUGAUGGAAGUACAUAAAGCUACACCAUUUAGGAUCCUCUCAGAGACUUGCAAUGUGUCGGCUAGUGACGAAGACGAUCUCGCUGCACGAUUCAUCAAUGCAAGGGAUGUCUUCAGGCGAUGCAAUCACGAGUUCACAGACAAGACGAGAAUGGCUAUUGAAGCUUGCCUCGAUCCGAACAUUGGCGUUGACGAUGCCGGCCAAGACAUAAAUGAUACCGAUCUACAUAAUGUCAUAUACCGACGUAUUCUUCAUCGAUUGGAAGAUGAACUAGAACAAGGUUUCCGUGAAGUUUUGGUUGAGCAGCUUGAUUCUUUGAUCCAAGAUCUAGAUCUUGCUAAUGGAGGCCGGCCCAUGCUUGGCAUGAAAAAACGAAGCAUGGCCCUUUCAGGGGGUAUGAAUACUCUCAAAAGACCCCUUGGCGAUGACAGUGCCAACCGCCGAGUAAGAUUUCAGAUUGCAACAAGCACUGUGAUUGCUAGGACGUCACAUGAUACACAUGCGACGCCGAUCAAAAUCAACACUUCGAACGAUCAAAGGGAAUCGUUGGGAAAGCAAAUCGAAAGUACAACAAGGUCCACUGCGUGGAAACAUGCUUCCACUGAGGCUAUUCAAAAAUUUCUCCGUCCAACUAUGCCCAGGAAAUUGCCAGAUGAUAGGCCGGAUACACUCCGCGUCAUGAACAUACCCGAAGAUAUUUCCAAGUUGCAAUUGCGUGAAACCCUUGAGCAAUAUUUUGCAUGGAACUGCAAGAUCCACAGUCUAGCCAGGGCUUCUCGAGAUGCGCGUUGGAAGAAACACGCCACCGUAACUUUUCCUGGAAUGUCCAAUCUCACGCUGGUUGAAACUAUCCACAAGUUGCAACAUCAGGUUGUUAACAACAACUUUGAGUUUGAUAGGAGCUUCCUAGGGCUCACACCAUUAUACGAUUCGGGCGAAUCAGCCACUUUGGAUAUCAUCGCAAUUGAAGGUUUAGGUACCAAUGCCUUUGGAACAUUCAGGGCUCCUCAAGGUGAUCUAAUGUGGCUGCGGGAUUUUCUACCGCAAAGCUUCCCGUCUUGCCGAAUAUUACUGUACGGCUACGAUUCAAAAGUACCAGACUCAAUGUCAAAUCAAUCUGUACCAGAGAUUGCAAGUACUUGCAAAAGCUUCGUCACAAACUUUCGUAGAAUGACAAAGACUGAUGAACGGCCUAUCAUAUGGCUAGGACAAUCGAUGGGCGGGUUGAUCAUUCAAGAAGUCUUGGUGCAAGCGCACAAACACAGGUCGCACGGCUCUUCUGGCAAUCUUUCGGAUCAGACUAUCGGUUUCCUGGGCUAUGGCGUACCUAUGAAUGGUCUUCGAAACGAGUCACUUCUAAACGCGGUCAGAAAACAGCCAAAUUUUGAGAUGAUUAGGAGUAUUUGUCUUGAUGAAGGCGACAGACCUUCGCGCUACCUGGAAGAUCUGGCCACUCGUUUCGCACUCUGCAACGAAAGGUUGAGUGUACACCAUUUCUAUGAGACGAACCCAUCGCCGGACAUUUGGAAACCAGAAGCUACACCUCAAUGA